CCCUAAAUGUAUCCCCUUUAUCUAUCACCCUUACCAUCGGCCGACCAUAACACCUCAAUCUCUUCAAUUCAACUUCAACCCAACUCCGUCCUCCUUCUUCUUCACCGUCGGCCACUUCUGCCUCAUUCCUAUCACCGUAGCCCCCAAUGAUGGGUGUAGGAGGAAGCUUGGAUACGAGAUUUAAAUGAUCUAUGCAAGGCAUAGAUUGAGUUACUUAGGGUGUCGAGGCCCAAAAACAGCUUCAGGCACCGACACCCUCAAAUCUGAAACUCUCAUUGUCGUCUCAAUGUCACCCCUCGCCACCGGUCGCCUCCCAUCGCAGCCUCCACCUCCGAUAAUCGUCAUUCGUCCACAGUCAACACUCGACACAGUGUCCCUUAGGGCUCAGUCCUCACAUAAUCAGAUGACCAUCCACUACAGACGGCUACCGCAUGCUGCUUCCUAUCUUAGCCUUCGCCUUCUGUCUGUGCCACUGACGACUUCCUUAUUAAGGUGCUCAAAAUUUGUGGGAGUGAUGUUCAACCCUUGAAGGUAAACUGCCCUUCUAACUUAUAAAUCCUAUCACAAAAAGAUGCUUAAUUUAGUUUAUUGAGGUGAAAUAUGAGGGAAUGCAACUGUUAAAACAUGUCUUAUUGGAUUUGGAUACAUUUUUCUUUUGCCACUGAAAUCCAUGAUAGAGGAUGGAAUCACAAUUUCGUUUCAUUCAUUUGGGAAUCACAGUUUUUUCCCAUUUGAUGUCAACUCUCUAGCUCUCUCAAUUGGUGAUUUAAUCAUUUAUUAAAUACACGUAAACCAUUUCUUUUAGUUUUUCUUAUUUAUUUGUUUCCUACGCAAUAUGCAAAAGGCGAGAAGCAGGGGUAUUUUAUUUCUAGUAUAUUGUUUGGGCUAAUUCAUUUUUUAUCUCCCAUUUGUUGUCUUUUUCUCCUAAUUGCUCAGUGUCACAUAUGGCAAAGCACCAGGUGAUUACACGACUCAAUAACUUGGUUCAUCUUUAACUGUUUGAAGCUAAAAUGUCAUUUGGUAAUCUUAUGGUUUUUGUUGGUUGAAAUGAAAGAAGAUGAUUAUUUGAUUUUACUUUUUUUUUCUGUAAUAUAUAAAAAGGGUUAGUUGACAUUAGCACAAUGCUUGAAGAAGCUGUCCAUUAUGUGAAGUUCUUGUACCUUCAAAUUAAGUUGCUAAGCUCAGAUGACAUGUGGGUUUAGGUUUUGAAGAGGAAAAGAAAGAAAACAUGGAGGGACGAUAGUAUAUUCUAGUAGAAUGUAUUCAUACAGAAUGUCAUUGACAUUGUAUUAGAAUGGAUUAACAACAAUAUUCUCUCAGAAUGUAUUAGUAUUUUACCUUGAUUUCAAUAUAUCAUUCUAAGAAUGUAAUAUAAAAAAUUGAACUUGUAUCC
Messenger RNA from Lactuca virosa, 1393 nucleotides. NCBI's taxonomy places the organism in Eukaryota, Viridiplantae, Streptophyta, Magnoliopsida, Asterales, Asteraceae. The record is from the annotation of a GenBank genome assembly.